Messenger RNA from Phodopus roborovskii (desert hamster), 4521 nucleotides. RefSeq names its product connector enhancer of kinase suppressor of Ras 2 (gene Cnksr2). Gene Ontology annotation, molecular function: protein binding. The coding region runs from base 555 to 3653 and encodes 1032 amino acids. NCBI's taxonomy places the organism in Eukaryota, Metazoa, Chordata, Mammalia, Rodentia, Cricetidae. The transcript is spliced from 22 exons. Gene Ontology annotation, cellular component: cytoplasm; membrane. The record is from RefSeq and is a predicted model, not a curated record. Gene Ontology annotation, biological process: regulation of signal transduction.
GCCUGCUGUCGGCCCUGGGGGCGGGACCGCGCGGCGGCGAGCGGGCGGGGGGCUCGUGGAGCGCGCGCCCCGCACCCGAGGGCUGCGGAGAGAUAUUUUGGGUGGCAGGAGGCCCCUCGUCAUUUCCGCCCGGCGGCUCGUCGUGCCGGGGGCUCCAGUCCCGCGCGCCAGGCGAGCGAGCGGGCAAGUUGGCUGCAGCGCUGCGCUGGCGGCUCCUUCGUUCCCCUCCUGCCGCGACCCUCGGCGGCUGGAGCCAUGAACUGAAGCCCCGCGGGACGCACACCCGGGGCUGAGCGGCGGAGGAGGCUGCAGCAGCGGCCGCCGCCAGGGCUGGGACCGAGCCGACCCCAGAGCUUUUGCCCGGCCGUCGCCGCUCCCACCGCGGUCGCCUCCGACGCUCCAGCCUUGGGACCGCCACACAAAAGCCGCCCUCUUCGCACCGCCCACCCCGGAAGGCUGCAGCUGGCCACCGACCCCACCUGAGAGCGCCUCGGGCUGCGGACUUCGCCUUCUGUCCGAGCUCCGCGUCCCACGCGGCACCGACCCCGCCGCCCAUGGCUCUGAUCAUGGAACCAGUGAGCAAAUGGUCUCCGAGUCAAGUAGUGGACUGGAUGAAAGGUCUUGAUGACUGUUUGCAGCAGUAUAUUAAGAACUUUGAGAGGGAGAAGAUCAGUGGAGAUCAGCUGCUACGCAUCACACAUCAAGAACUGGAAGAUCUGGGAGUCAGCCGUAUUGGCCAUCAGGAGCUUAUCUUAGAGGCAGUUGACCUUCUGUGUGCACUGAAUUAUGGCUUAGAAACAGAAAAUCUAAAAACUCUUUCUCACAAAUUGAAUGCAUCAGCCAAAAAUCUACAGAACUUCAUAACAGGAAGGAGAAGGAGUGGCCAUUAUGAUGGAAGAACCAGCAGAAAAUUGCCCAAUGACUUUCUGACCUCAGUUGUGGAUCUGAUUGGAGCAGCCAAGAGUCUCCUUGCUUGGUUGGACAGGUCACCAUUUGCUGCUGUGACAGACUAUUCAGUCACAAGAAAUAACGUCAUACAGCUCUGCUUGGAACUAACAACAAUUGUGCAACAGGAUUGCACUGUAUAUGAAACUGAGAAUAAAAUUCUUCAUGUGUGUAAAACUCUUUCUGGAGUCUGUGACCACAUCAUAUCCCUGUCAUCAGAUCCUCUGGUUUCACAGUCUGCUCACCUGGAAGUGAUUCAGCUGGCAAAUAUUAAGCCAAGUGAAGGGCUGGGUAUGUAUAUUAAAUCCACAUAUGAUGGCCUCCAUGUAAUUACUGGAACCACAGAAAAUUCGCCUGCAGAUCGAUGCAAGAAAAUCCAUGCUGGUGAUGAAGUGAUUCAAGUUAAUCAUCAGACUGUGGUGGGGUGGCAGUUGAAAAAUUUGGUGAAUGCACUACGAGAGGACCCGAGUGGUGUUAUCUUAACUUUGAAAAAGCGACCUCAGAGCAUGCUUACCUCAGCACCAGCUUUACUGAAAAAUAUGAGAUGGAAGCCCCUUGCUCUGCAGCCUCUUAUACCUAGAAGUCCCACAAGCAGCGUUGCCACGCCCUCCAGCACCAUCAGUACACCCACCAAAAGAGACAGUUCUGCCCUCCAGGAUCUCUACAUUCCCCCUCCUCCUGCAGAACCAUAUAUUCCCAGGGAUGAAAAGGGAAACCUUCCUUGUGAAGACCUCAGAGGACAUAUGGUGGGCAAACCAGUUCAUAAGGGAUCUGAAUCUCCAAACUCAUUUCUGGAUCAGGAAUAUCGAAAGAGAUUUAACAUUGUGGAAGAAGACACUGUCUUGUAUUGCUAUGAAUAUGAAAAAGGAAGAUCAAGUAGUCAAGGAAGACGAGAAAGCACACCAACCUAUGGCAAGCUACGACCUAUAUCUAUGCCAGUCGAAUAUAAUUGGGUGGGGGACUAUGAAGAUCCAAAUAAGAUGAAGAGAGAUAGUAGAAGAGAAAACUCUCUACUUCGAUAUAUGAGCAAUGAAAAAAUUGCUCAAGAAGAAUACAUGUUUCAGAGAAACAGCAAAAAAGACACAGGGAAGAAGUCAAAAAAGAAGGGUGAUAAGAGUAAUAGCCCAACUCACUACUCGUUGCUGCCUAGUUUGCAAAUGGAUGCAUUGAGACAAGACAUCAUGGGCACACCAGUGCCAGAAACCACACUGUACCAUACAUUUCAGCAGUCCUCUCUGCAGCACAAAUCAAAGAAGAAAAACAAAGGAGCUAUCGCAGGCAAAAGCAAAAGACGAAUUUCUUGCAAGGAUCUUGGCCGUGGUGACUGUGAGGGAUGGCUUUGGAAAAAGAAAGAUGCAAAGAGCUAUUUUUCACAGAAAUGGAAGAAAUACUGGUUUGUCCUAAAGGAUGCAUCCCUAUACUGGUAUAUUAAUGAAGAGGAUGAAAAAGCAGAAGGAUUCAUCAGUCUGCCUGAAUUUAAAAUUGAUAGAGCCAGUGAAUGCCGCAAAAAAUAUGCAUUCAAAGCCUGCCAUCCUAAAAUCAAAAGCUUUUAUUUUGCUGCUGAACAUCUUGAUGACAUGAACAGGUGGCUUAAUAGAAUUAACAUGCUGACUGCAGGAUAUGCAGAGCGAGAGAGGAUUAAGCAAGAACAAGAUUACUGGAGUGAGAGUGACAAAGAAGAAGCCGAUACUCCGUCAACACCGAAACAAGACAGCCCUCCACCCCCCUAUGAUACAUACCCACGGCCUCCUUCUAUGAGUUGUGCCAGUCCUUAUGUGGAAGCAAAACACAGCCGGCUCUCCUCCACAGAGACCUCUCAGUCUCAGUCUUCGCAUGAGGAGUUUCGCCAGGAAGUUACUGGGAGCAGUGCUGUGUCCCCCAUUCGCAAGACCGCCAGUCAGCGCCGCUCCUGGCAGGAUUUAAUCGAGACACCUCUGACAAGUUCGGGCUUACACUAUCUUCAGACUCUGCCUCUGGAAGAUUCUGUCUUCUCUGACUCGGCAGCCAUCUCCCCUGAGCACAGGCGGCAGUCUACACUUCCCACUCAGAAGUGCCACCUCCAGGAUCACUAUGGUCCAUACCCUUUAGCUGAGAGUGAAAGGAUGCAAGUGUUAAAUGGCAAUGGGGGCAAGCCCCGAAGUUUUACUCUGCCUCGAGAUAGCGGGUUCAACCACUGCUGUCUGAAUGCACCAGUUAGUGCCUGUGACCCACAAGAUGACAUACAGCCACCAGAAGUGGAAGAAGAGGAAGAAGAGGAAGAAGGGGAGGCAGCAGGGGAAAACAUAGGAGAGAAAAGUGAAAAUCGGGAAGAAAAGUUAGGAGACUCCUUGCAAGAUUUAUACAGGGCGCUGGAGGAAGCCAGUCUGUCACCUAUAGGUGAACAUCGCAUUUCAACCAAGAUGGAAUACAAGCUAUCAUUCAUAAAAAGAUGUAAUGAUCCCGUGAUGAAUGAAAAACUGCACAGGCUAAGAAUUCUUAAAAGCACUUUAAAGGCCAGAGAAGGGGAAGUAGCCAUUAUUGAUAAAGUCCUAGACAAUCCAGACUUAACAUCUAAAGAAUUCCAACAAUGGAAGCAGAUGUACCUCGACCUUUUCUUGGAUAUCUGUCAAAACACCACCUCAAAUGACCCACUAAGUAUUUCUUCUGAAAUAGAUGUUAUCACUUCCUCUCUAACACAUACUCAUUCAUACAUUGAGACCCAUGUGUAAGUGCAUUCCGACUUGAGGCCAUCUAGUACCUGUCGGUACCCUGAACAAGUACAUGAGGUAGUUUUUUAUCAAUGUGUUGAACUCUUGACAAGCUAUACUUUAAUGUUACCAAAUUAUAUGAAACAAAGCAUACAUGGUCACAUUACCACUGUCUUUAAUGAGCAUUUGUAUGUUUUAUAUGCAGUUAGUGCUCAGCUUAUGUUUACCAUGUGCAAAAUCAACAAUAUUUAAUGACUUCAAUUAACUUUUGCAAACACUUCUGGAUACAGGUGAUCUUCAAGUAGAAAAACCACAAAAAAAGUAGUUUUCUAUCUGAAGUCAUCUUUUCUCCCUUUAAGUUAAUUUUCUAUAAAUGAGACUUCAAACAGAAAUCAAUUUUUUCAGGUGCAGACAUCCUUGUGGGUGGGAAAGAAUUUAAACCUUUUUAUAUUUAUUAAAAUGUUCUAAGAGUUUUCUUAAACAUUGCACAAAGUUUAAUGCUGUAGUUUUAUUUUUGUGAAAUGUAGGUGCGUAUAAAAGAGUUAAGCAAACUAGAAGAGCAUCACCAUAAGAAAAGUUCAGGUAGCUAAUCUCCGUCUUAAUAGUCUAUUAACUUGUGUUAACUGGUUAAUGGAGGUAUUCCAAAUCUAUGAGAACACUGCAUGGUGUAUCAGGGCAAAGCUUUGUAAGAUGUUUUUGUAACUAAGACCAAAAUCGAAGAUAGAGCUGCUUUAUUUUCUUGGUUUAAAUCUUCCUUUAUUUUUGUAGUGAUGAAAUGCUGAUUGUGUACAGAAGAAUUUAAGAAUGGAUUUUUUAAAACAGACUUAACUCACCCAGAAAGGCAGCUAACAGCUAUACAUACAUGCAUACAUACAUACAUACAUACAUA